This is a messenger RNA of Myotis lucifugus (little brown bat), 1481 nucleotides long. It is a transcript of the gene EVI2A, whose product is annotated as ecotropic viral integration site 2A. The transcript has 2 exons. The record is from RefSeq and is a predicted model, not a curated record. Gene Ontology annotation, cellular component: membrane. Lineage: Eukaryota; Metazoa; Chordata; Mammalia; Chiroptera; Vespertilionidae. Bases 161 to 859 code for a protein of 232 amino acids.
UGCUGCAGAUUUACUUUAACAUUCCUAUUCCUCCAAGUCUGUUCUGCUUUAUAUUACUGCAAGCUGUGCUUAAAGACAAGAAAAGAAGUGGCUUAUUAAAAUAAGGUUAUAAUCAGAUUUUGACCAACCAUUUUGCAAGGUUACCGGCAUUAUCACGGACAUGAAACACACAGGUCAUUACCUGCACCUUGCCUUUCUGAUGACAACAGUUUUUUCUUUGUCUUCUGGAAUAAGAACAAACUAUACCCAUCUGGGGGCUAACAACACUACUGUCUGGGAUCCAGAUAUUCAAAAUAAGACAGGCAGAAACCAAAACGAAAACAGUAACACAAACUCUGCAACUCCUCAAGUAGAUAAAAGGAGCAAGUCUACAAACAUGCCUGAAAUAGCAGCAUCGCCUCACAUCACAUCUUUCACCCCUAAAUCUGAACUGGAGCUUUAUACACCUUCAGUUGCUAGGAACAGUGCUCCGACAUUACAGAGCAUCGAAAACACAAGCAAAAGUCACAGUGAAAUUUUCAAAAAAGAAGCCUGUGAGGAAAACAACAACAAAAUGGCUAUGCUAGUUUGCUUAAUUAUAAUUGCAGUGCUUUUUCUUAUCUGCACCCUUCUAUUUCUAUCCACAGUGAUUCUGGCAAACAAAGUCUCAUAUCUCAGGCGAUCAAAACAAGUAGGCAAGCGCCAGCCUCGAAGCAAUGGCGAUUUUCUGGCAAGCAGCGGUCUAUGGCCUGCUGAAUCAGACACUUGGAACAGAGCAAAACAGCUCACAGGGCCCAACCUAAUGAUGCAAUCUGCUGGAGUGCUCACAGCUACAAGGGAAAAAAAAGAUGAAGAAGGAACUGGAAAACUCACUAACUAACAGAUGCUUUAGUGAAGAAAAAUGCAAAGUAGCAAUGGGAAACGUUAGGAAGUAAAAAUGAAGUCAGUUUUAUAUUUAAUGUCAACAUGUUGGACUGAUGAUCUAAAAUUUUACACGGCAGGCCUUGCAAUUUAGAAUUAAGCAGGUGAGAAGGGGAGACGUAUGCCUGCUUACUUAAUUACUUAAACGGUGUACUUUUGUCCUGACACUGAAUGUUUUAAAAAGCAGAUAAUAAAACAACCAAAAAUGUAAGGAAGAUUUUAAAGACAAAUUGAAGAAACUGACUAAUAGAAAUUGACAAUUAAAUAUUUCUUGUUCAGCAAUAGUAGUUAGAUGAUCUUUGAAAAUAAGUAAACUUUUGAAUAGUUUUACUGUGUCCUUAGAGGCAAAUAUAUGCUUCAACAUCUAACAGAAUUCAAAUUUCUAACUGUAUAGUUUAAUGGUACCUUCCUUUGCUGAAUGUGACAAAAAUCCCUACCAGCUCUUAAAUCAACACAGCUAAUUUUAUGCUAGAUGUUUUCAUCUUUAUAUAUGACAAACAUAAGAAAAUGUUUUUCUACUAUAAAUAUUUAAUUAAAACUUUUAAUUUUGUAUAAUAAAUUAAGACUUUGUUAGAAUAAAA